UAAAUUAAUCAUUUCUUUUUUACUUAUAUUGCUUAUCAUUGAAUUUGACCAAUCAAUAGCAACGUGCAAUUACUACUAUUUUAUUUCACUAUAUUUAUCUUAGAGGUCACUGUAUACAAUAUUUUCUAAUGUUAUUACUGUUCGAGACCCACGUGAUUGUAAUAAUUUAUAAAAUGUUAGACAAUUUUUAAGAGCGGGGUUAUUUGAAGAGAUUUUUUACGUAUAGAAAUGUAUAAAAAUUUAUUAGAUGUACGAUUUAACAGGCACAUAACUAUUAGAUUAUUUUGUUAUGAAUCCUUAUCAAAGACAAAUCUGCGUAGUAUAUUAUCAAAGAAUUUUCCUAAUGCAUCCAAAAAAAUGGAUAAAUUGCUUAAAAAAUACGGUGACAAAAUACUUAAAAUACCAAUGAAGGAUAUUAUUCAAAAUAGUGAAAUGUGUCGUGAAUACAAUGUUAAGACAGAAACAUUGGAAAAUAUCGUAACUUGUUUGAAUAUAAAACCUCACAUUUUUAGGCACAGAAUAUUUUUACUAGAAGAAAUAGGCGUAUCUGAAAUGAAUAUAAAUAUCAUUUGGAAAAUACAAAAUUACUUUAAUCUACCUGCAAAUGAAUUUAAAAAGAUAAUGAAAAUACCAAUGGAUCAACAUAUUAUGACUAAUAUGAUUUUUCAUAUCAAUAACAAUUUAUCGGAUGCGGUACCACCUUUAGAUUUAUUAGUUGAAUCAUUAUCUGUAUAUAUGCAUUACGAAAAAUGUUUCUCAUAUUAUAUUGUGAAUAAAUUAAAUUCUGAUGAAAUAAACUUAAAUCGUAAAGGUAGAAAGUUUAAAAGCUUCAGAUUAAUGACGAAGUUAAUAAAUAUUUUAAUAAAUAAUUUUGACAUUGACUACGAAUAUAUAAGAAAUCAUCUAAUCAUUUUAGAUAUGUGCCCAAAUCAAGUACAAUAUGUAUUGGAUAAUUUAAAGGAUACUAAAAUAAUUAAUUUGACAAUUCAAGAUAUUUUUAAAAGAUUCCAUGAAAUAUUACUAUGCGAUCCAGAAAACAUAAAGAAAUUAUUAAAGACCUUUAAAAAAUAUGAAUUGGAUAAUAAACUUCUGAUAAAUUGUUUAAGAAUUUUUAAACUUAGAAAUGAAGAUUUUAUUAAUAAAAUGGAAAAUCUCUUAAGCAUACCAGAUCUCAGAGUCUGGUGUAAAACUCCACGUAUUCUAUACUUCAUACUUAAUAAAAAUAUAAUUAAUGAACGCCUUGAAUUUUUGCGCAAUAAUGGCUGUAUUAAAAAUACUAAUUUAUACCUGCUUACAAGCGACAGGACUUAUUUUAAUAAAUAUAAGAGAGGUGAAUUUAAUUUCUCGAGGAAAUUAAAAUACAUAAAAUACAUUCUGCAUAAGGAACUAGGCUAUGACAAAAAAGACUUGAUGAAAAAAUUUAAGCGACAUCAAUAUUGGAACAGAAUAUCCUUUGUAGAUUUGGAUGAUACAUUGCGUAUCAUGAAAAAGAACUUUUCAAUAGAAGAUAUAUAUCAUAAUAUUCAUAUUAUUCUCUAUCCAUGGUCUACUAUUAGCAAAAUAUUAAAAAGUAUACAAGAGUCUGAGGAAUACAAGAAAUAUACUCCAUCUCAACAAUUGGCACUUUGUUUAUAUUUUCUAGAGAAAGAUAAUCAUUUUACUGGCGAUGGAAUUUGGAAUAUAAAGGAAGGGGAAAAGCAAUUACAAGAUAAUAAAGAAAUUAAUGAUGAAUAGCAAGAGAUCGGGAUAAAAUUUUAAUAUUUCAAAUGAAUAGUGAAUGUACUUCCUAUUUUUUUUUUUUUGUUUUUUUUUUUUUUUUUUUUUUAGAAG
Molecule: messenger RNA, 1830 nt
Organism: Vespa velutina
Lineage: Eukaryota; Metazoa; Arthropoda; Insecta; Hymenoptera; Vespidae
Gene: mTerf5
Product: transcription termination factor 5, mitochondrial
Exons: 6
Coding region: 229-1734 (501 amino acids)
Source: RefSeq, a predicted model, not a curated record